CGAGUGGCCAGAGUUGCUUGGAAAGGAAGGAACAAUAGCCAAGACCCUAAUUGAAAGUGAAAAUCCUGAAUUGACGGUUGUGAUUAAGGCAACAGAUUCUACCAUUGCAGUUACUGAUUUCUGUUGCAACCGUGUUUUAAUCUAUGUUAAUCCUGGGGGUAGUGUUGAUCUUCCACACCCCCGUGUUGGAUAAUGGGAUUAUGCAAGUUGUUAUAUGCUCAAUAAAAAUCGUCAAUAAAAUUUCUUGAUUUUCAAGUAUGUAUUGUGUAAUGGAGUAAUUUUAUUUAUUUAUUUAUUUUAAUUUAAUUACAUUAAGCUAUUACUUUUUUUUUUAGCCUUAAUUUGGGCUAGUUAGAAUAUAAUGUGAUUUAAGUGUUGGGCUUUUGAUUAUCAUUAUCGAAUACAGCCCAUGAAUCUUAUACGUUAUAACCAUUUAGGUCGGUGUAUCUUUUACAAGAAACCCACAUUAGAAUUCUUAACGAACACUAUAAUAACAAAGAUUUUAUUCCCUUAAAUAAAAAUAUUCUUGUUAACAUUUUCUGACACAUCAUAUAAUAUUUACCGACUUUCUCUCUCCUCAUUAUCUUUCUCCUCACAUUCUAUAAAUACACAGCUUAUAUUAUUCUAAAAUUCAGUGAACACCCGCAUGAUAUAAUUAAACCCACAAUAACACUUCAAUCAAUAACAAUGGAGGAAUACCUGGAUGAUCUUAGAAUAGAAGAUCAAACCCUAAAUUUUCCCGAAGAUUUCAUAGUCGAGCCAAUAGUGAUGAAGAAGAAAACCGGAAAGCAGAAGAUUGAAAUUAAGCCUAUAAUAAACAAAACAAGCAAACAAGUUACGUUUACGAAACGGCGAGGCGGGCUCUUUAAGAAGGCUAGUGAGUUAUGCUCCUUAUGUGGUUCCGAGGUUGCCGUCAUCACUUUCUCCGGUGCUGGGAAGCUCUUCUCGUUCGGUCACCCGAACGCGGAUGCAGUUGUUAGUCGGUAUAUUAAUUAUACAAGAGGCGUCGAAAAUAAUGAUAAUAAUAUAAUAAAUGGUGGUAAUGGAAACGAGUUUGGUACGGGUGUACUUUCUGAGCAGUACAAGAGGGUUUUGACUAAUAUUGAGGUUGAGAAAAAAAGGAGUGAUCAUGUUAUUGGUUCAUCAUCGUCGUCCAAUGGGAGUAGUCCACGUGGUGAUAGUAGCGAGUUCGGGUUUUGGUGGGAUAAGCCGAUUGAUAAUUUAGGGCUUUCGGAGCUUGAACAAUUGAAGGUUUCACUUGAGGGUUUACGUGAUCAAGUUUCUUCUAGGGUUAAUUCGAUUAAUAAUAAUAAUAAUUGUUCUUCCAAUUCGACUAAUCAAGAAGUCGUUGAUCAGAAGGAAAUUGUUUAUCCGUCGUCGUUGUUGCCGGUAAACGAUUUUUCGAAUUGCUUUUGA
Messenger RNA from Chenopodium quinoa (quinoa), 1416 nucleotides. RefSeq names its product agamous-like MADS-box protein AGL62. The record is from RefSeq and is a predicted model, not a curated record. The coding region runs from base 688 to 1416 and encodes 242 amino acids. Lineage: Eukaryota; Viridiplantae; Streptophyta; Magnoliopsida; Caryophyllales; Amaranthaceae. The transcript has a single exon. Gene Ontology annotation, biological process: positive regulation of transcription by RNA polymerase II. Gene Ontology annotation, molecular function: DNA-binding transcription factor activity, RNA polymerase II-specific; RNA polymerase II cis-regulatory region sequence-specific DNA binding; protein dimerization activity.